AUGUUUCCGAGACCGAAGAGCGAGAGGGAUUGGAUCGACGACAGGCUCUUCUCGUGGUACACAUACGGCGACAACAUGCGGGCCACCACCACCACCGGCAGUGGCAGACGGGGAGGCCACAGUGAAGAUGACGACGAUGAGACCGCUGAAGUCUCCAAAAUCAAUUCGAACGGCGAACUUUCGGUGAGAAAAGUUACAUUCGUUGGCACUGUCGAACAUGAAUUUUGCGACAAACCUCCCGCCAGAUCGUCUCGCUCCUUGCUUCAGGCUUCCUUCAAGCCCAUUAAAGAUGUUUUCCAUAAGAUCGGCGACAAGCUGACACUUAUCUCAAAAAAUCACAAAAGAAAUAUUUCAAAGUACAUAGCCGAUUUGAAAGCCAAAACUUCAUCACACAAAUCUCAAAAGGUUUUGAGCCCGAACAAUAUGAGGCAGCCGAAAGUGCUGGAGUACAAUGCCAUACAGACGAAAAAAGACGAUUCCAAGAUUGGUUUUGUCGUCUCGGUCGAUAGCAGCGAGCAAGUUCAAAAGAGACGCAGGUUUUCAAUCUUCAGUGUUCUCCAGCCAAAUCAGGAUAACAACGCUACACCGGUCAGCCUAAAAGAGAAAGAUUCCCAGAGAGAGCUUGAGAGUGUAGCAAGCAGAGAAACUUUAAAAUCUGAUAAGCCGCUCAAACCAUGCUUGAAAGUUUCCAAGAAAAGAUCGGAGAAGGAAGUUUUGCGCAAGAGAGCCAUCAUCAGUCUGAAGAAAAGCAGAAGUAUGUCGGAUAAUGAAGAUGAUGAGUCAAACCACAGCUCCAACAACCAUCUUGUUCGCUGCCUUCCUCCUCUUCAAAAUGUUUCUUCUAACACCAUCGAUGCCACAAAUAACAACAACAACAGCAACAACAACAACAACAACAAUGAUGAUGACGACGACGGCAAAGAAAAUUGUCGCAAUAUUGAAGAAGAAUCAUUUGUUUGUUCAAAUAAUGAAACAUUGAACGGUGAAAAAGUUUUUCAAAAACAAGCAUCUAAAGAAGAAGACCAGCAAAUAAACACGAACGAAACAAAGGUUGCUACCACUGAUCCCAACAGAUCCAAAUCCAACUCCUCCUCAGCAAAUCUCAACGUUAAUGUGGACUUCAAAACGAAACUGGCAAAGUGGUCGCUCGGAUGCUCCGAAAACAAACCGCCCAUACCGACGGUGCCAGCGAACAAAUCGUCUGCCGGUGUCGAAUCGAAGGGUGUGAGCCACUUGGUCCAACUCUUUGACGCCAGGGCCUCAUCCAAUUACGUCAGCAAGAAUAUUUACUUCAAAGAAACUUACAACAGCGUGAAUGUGAAGGAUUGCAUAAAAUAUUUGGAUUCGGUUUUGUUUAAGAAUUUGCAACUACCUGCCAGCAAAAAAUUAACAGCAGUAAGUCCUAACAUUAAAGUUUUGCAAGGUAUUCAGCAUCUUCCAAACUUGCAAUUGAAGACAACGGAGCACGUUGAAGAAAUUCGUGCAAAGGUCCUGAACAUCAAAUGUGACACUCUAUCGAACCAGCAGAAUCACGUCAGCAGGACCAAAGAAAAUCCGCAUACUUCAUCAAACAUGGACUUUUCAACGAAACAAAUAUGCAAAAAAAUAACAAGGAGCCAGAGCGCGCGUAAGACAUUUCGUGAUUUCAUGAAAAGGGCAUUCCGCCUCAAAUCAGCUUCUCCGGCAAAGCUGAGAAACAAUCAAAAUGAAAAUAAAAAACACGAGGCGGAGUCGAAGAAGAGUAAGGAGAUGUCAACGCAAACAAGCAGAGAAAGCAUCUCAGUGUUUAACGAGAAGGAUAGGGUCGAUGUUCCCUUCAGCAAACCAAUCGAUCCGUCAUUUUCGCUCCUGAAAAAAGUUUCCAUAAACGAAAACACGUCAGAAAAUAACAAACACAGAUCUGCAAAAUGUCAGCAGGCUCACAGGAACAUGCUGCAAGAGAUGCAGAACAUCAAACUGAACAAAAACGCAUCGGCAGUCGUGAGAAGUCAGCGUUCGAAAUCUUUCACUACAAAUUCAGAUAAAACAGACGACACCUCAUCGCAACAAACCAAAUGCUGUACACGUAAGAAACUCCAGAACAAGUCCAACUACCUCCUCCACAAGUUCCUCCUCAACCAAUCCAACUCACACAAUUACACAGCUGAUAACAACCAGCUGGAAAUCGAAGAGACCAACACCAAUCACCCUCUCUCUCCAUUCAACCUCUCACCGGCGCCCGGGCGCAACCAAGGAUCAAUGUGGGAUCGCAUCUAUGCCUGGGAGUUGAGAGGACAGAACAACAAAACGAAAAAAAUUAAGAAGGACAGCCAGAAUCACGCCAAAGACUCAACCGUCACAUGCGAAGAACCGGCUCCUGUUGUGGCCACUAAUGACGACCAGAGGGCAAAUCAUCCUUCUCUGUCUGAAACACCUCUCUCUGAGGCAGCGGUCAGCUUCAUUAGUUACAACCCGAAAUGUGAUUUCCUACCGCCAUCUGCAAUUAAUAAAAGAAAUGAAGAUAAAAAUUCAAACAAGAUAAAGAAAAAAAUGACCACAAAACUGAAAGAAACUUCAAAAAAUUGUAACACCACUUAUAACAAGGCUACCAAGAUCAACCGUUCGCCUUUCCCGUUAUUGAUGAAGACUGAAACAUCAAUGAUGAGUCCAGAAAACAAACGUCUGAACGAUUUCCACAGUCCGUACCAGAAAUCUCAAAAUAAAGUUCACAGAUUGGAAUUCACAGGCACCAACGAUAAUCAUUCUUACAACGCUUACUUCCCGACUUGUCGAAACCACAUCGGCUGCUUGAAUAGGAACAACAUAUCACGAAGAAGCACCACGUUCAGUUCGGAUGUCUGCAACAACUUCCCUAUAACAGCCACAGCCGAAAUGAAAGAAAAUAUUUCUAUUAAUAUAAAAAACAAGACAACGGCAGCAUCCAGAUCUAGUGCUAAAGUGAUUAAAAAACUUCUCACACCCUCUCCUAUGAAGCGCGUUGAAGCACAAGCGAAAUCAAUCCUACCUCAAUUUAUAUCAAAACAGAAAAAAACUCCAAGUCUAAAAGACUCUAUCGCCAAACGAAAAAACCUAACAACCAAGAAAGAAGCAAAACCGAAACGAGAAGAGAACCCACAAAUCAAUCCGAAACCACUGAACGGUAACAAAUCCAAAAAACCAGUUGGUCCUGUGAAUAGCGAGGUGAUAAACGUCUUUGAUGCUGUCAUCGACCAAUUGAAAGACUUCAAGUUCAAGGAGCACAAGCUUAAAAGCAGCUUGAAUCGCAAUGAUCUGAAUAGCAGCAAAGAGAAAAUAGGUAGACGAAGUGCUGAUUCUUCUGAUAUCUACGUCACAAGCCUCUAUAACAAUUCCCCGGUCUCUGGUGUCAAUACAAACAAGAGAGGGGUUCAGAGUCUUAUAAAAGUUUUCGAACAUUGAAGUUUUUCAGAUUUUUCAUUGGGGUGAAUUUGUAUUUUUAAAAACGAAACAUGUUUCAUCUAUUUUUAGUAGAUCCAUUUUUCUGGUUUUUAAUUUUAUUUUAUCUCAUAGGCACUUAAUUAUCGAUUGCUCGCUUGAAUGAAUAUCUAGAUUUUUCUGAAAAUGUAAAAUAAAUCAGUUGAUAACAUCA
Molecule: messenger RNA, 3607 nt
Organism: Helobdella robusta
Lineage: Eukaryota; Metazoa; Annelida; Clitellata; Rhynchobdellida; Glossiphoniidae
Exons: 4
Coding region: 1-3417 (1138 amino acids)
Source: RefSeq, a predicted model, not a curated record